AUGCGCCCCACGUUGAUCGCCAUCUGCUACAUUCUGCUGCUUUUCUUCCGAUUCGCUGCAGGCCUGGCCCAAGGUGGCAAAGUAACCGCCACUAUGGUCCUACUCUUCGAGCUCACUACUGCCAGAUGGAGGUCUGUCGUCAACAGUGUAUGGACUAUCGGCGCAUGUGUAUUUGGUCGCGGCAUGGCUAGUCUGAUGGCAAGCUACAUCUUUUCGGCACCAUCGGAAACUAGGCAUGAGAUAACCAUACAACUCAUUUUAAUUAUUGACGCAUCUGCUUAG
Molecule: messenger RNA, 282 nt
Organism: Protopolystoma xenopodis
Lineage: Eukaryota; Metazoa; Platyhelminthes; Monogenea; Polystomatidea; Polystomatidae
Source: the annotation of a GenBank genome assembly